Molecule: messenger RNA, 1677 nt
Organism: Nannizzia gypsea CBS 118893
Lineage: Eukaryota; Fungi; Ascomycota; Eurotiomycetes; Onygenales; Arthrodermataceae
Product: threonine dehydratase
Exons: 3
Coding region: 1-1677 (558 amino acids)
Biological process (GO): L-threonine catabolic process
Molecular function (GO): pyridoxal phosphate binding; threonine deaminase activity
Source: RefSeq, a predicted model, not a curated record
AUGGGCGACCAAGUGCCCAACGGCGCAAGAACUCCUACUCGGAACACCCUCUCCUUGACCGAGUACACUACUGCUCCCUCUCCUCCCUCCAAGUCGGGGGACUCUCCGCCAGAAUGGGACAUUCCCGAGGGAUUCCUGCUGCCAAACGGAUACCCAGAUUACAUACGGCUCAUCCUGACAUCUCGAGUAUAUGAUGUGAUUCAAGAAACUCCUCUUACGCAUGCUGUCAACCUCAGCAACCGGCUAGAAUGCAAGGUCAUGCUGAAGCGGGAGGAUCUCCUGCCUGUCUUUAGCUUCAAGCUCCGGGGUGCCUAUAACAAGAUGGCGCAUCUACAAGGAGAGAAGCGGUGGAAGGGAGUUAUCGCUUGCUCUGCUGGAAACCAUGCUCAAGGUGUUGCAUACUCUGCACGCCAAUUGAAGAUCCCAGCUACAAUCGUCAUGCCUUCAGGGACCCCAGCAAUUAAGCACAAGAAUGUCUCGAGGCUGGGUGGGACGGUCAUCCUCCAUGGGCAAGAUUUUGAUGCUGCAAAGGAAGAAGCGCAGAGGCUCGAGAAGCUCCAUCAUCUCACAAACAUUCCGCCGUUCGACGACCCGUAUGUCAUUGCUGGACAAGGUACAUGCGGCAUGGAGCUUCUCAGGCAAGCAAACCUACAGAACCUGGAAGCUGUGUUUUGCUGUGUUGGAGGUGGCGGCCUGAUCGCUGGUGUAGGUACCUACAUAAAACGUAUUGCGCCCAACGUUAAGGUUAUAGGAGUCGAGGCAGCUGAUGCGAAUGCUAUGAAACAAUCUCUGGCUUCUGGAACACGCAUCACGCUCAAGGAAGUUGGCCUAUUCGCAGAUGGUGCUGCUGUGCGAGCAGUGGGCAAGGAGACCUUCCGACUCUGCAAAGAAGUAGUUGACGAAGUUAUCGAAGUGUCGACCGAUGAGACCUGCGCAGCAAUCAAGGAUAUGUUUGAAGAUACCAGAUCCGUCGUCGAGCCCGCUGGAGCUCUAGCCCUAGCCGGCUUGAAGAAAUACAUAUCGAAAUACCCAUCAAAAAACCCCAAUCGAGAACUAAUCGCCGUUGCAUCCGGAGCAAACAUGAACUUUGAUAGACUUCGAUUCGUGGCAGAGCGUGCUGGUCUAGGAGAAAAGAAGGAGGCCUUGCUACGUGUUUCCAUCCCCGAGCAACCAGGCUCCUUUGCGAAACUUAUAGACGUCGUAAUGCCGCAUUCUGUCACAGAGUUCAGCUACCGGUAUUCCGGUAAGGAAUUUGCUGAUAUCUUCAUGGGAAUAUCACUUUCCACUUCAUCGGACGCUCAUGACCUGCAAGCUCUGACCUCUCAGCUUCAAAAUGGAGGCAUGGAGGCAUCAGAUUUGAGCAACGAUGAGCUUGCAAAGACGCAUCUUCGGUAUCUUGUCGGUGGACGGCCAAGCACCCCAGAUGAAAGACUGUUCAUGUUCGAGUUCCCCGAGCGUCCCGGUGCCUUAGAGAAGUUCCUGACUACCCUUCGCCCAAAUCAAAAUAUCACUCUCUUCCACUAUCGAAAUUUUGGAGGAGAUGUUGGUAAAGUUCUGGCUGGUAUCCAGUGUCCACCUGAUGAGAGAGAAUCGCUAGGAGCAUUCCUUCAUGAUCUCGGUUAUCCUUUCACCGAGUGUACUGAAUCGCCGGUAUACCAGAUGUUCCUUAAGCAAUAG